Molecule: messenger RNA, 2742 nt
Organism: Macadamia integrifolia
Lineage: Eukaryota; Viridiplantae; Streptophyta; Magnoliopsida; Proteales; Proteaceae
Product: putative wall-associated receptor kinase-like 16
Exons: 3
Coding region: 261-2555 (764 amino acids)
Biological process (GO): cell surface receptor signaling pathway; protein phosphorylation
Cellular component (GO): plasma membrane
Molecular function (GO): protein serine/threonine kinase activity; ATP binding; calcium ion binding
Source: RefSeq, a predicted model, not a curated record
CACUAAAAGGAAAAUGCCAUAGUAGGUUGUGCUAAGUCAAUAUGAGGGGGAAGAGAAGGAUAGAUUGAGUAAUUCUUGGUUGAGGUAUUCUUCCUUGAGGUAUUGAAUUUAAAGAUCAACAAGGAGCACAUCCAAAUGAGGAGAUGGAAAAGGUAAGCACAAGCAAAGUUCUGAAUCAAUCUUCUUAUACUAUAUUUUAGUAGUUCCUAAGUUGAUCCCAUAGACCACUAACAAACACAUCUAUCCAAGGUGAGGAUCAGAUGGAAAAAAUAGUCUUGAUGAAUCUUUUGAUACUGCUGCCUAGUUUCUUGUCAUUAGUUUCAAUAUCCAUGGCUGUUCCACCACUAGCCUUGCCGGGUUGCCAGGAGAAAUGUGGAAAUAUGAACAUACCCUACCCAUUUGGCAUCGGAGAAGGUUGCUUCAAGAGCCUUGGUUAUCAAAUCUUAUGCAAGCCCCAGGAUGACACCUUCAAACCAUAUAGAGAAAGGAAGAAUUUGCGAGGAAAUCAAGAUGAUGAUGAGGUUCUUGAGAUAUCAUUACUGGAAGCCCAAAUCAAAGUCAAGAAUAGAAAUUAUGCUUCUCAAUGCUUCAAUUCUACAGGAGAAGAAUCAGAUUCGAAAAACUACACAAGCGAUGACGCUUGGAUCGGUUCGCCGUUCACAUUCUCAUCCAGUCGCAAUAAGAUCAUAGCUAUCGGGUGCGACACCUUAGCCUUCAUAAGUGAUGUUUUGGGCAUCAUCUUUACGAGUGGGUGCCUUGCUGCGUGUGAUAGAUUGAACAUGAUUACUGCAGCAGAUGGGUCUUGCUCUGGACUUGGUUGUUGCCAGGGCCCAAUCCCUUUGGGACUCAAAAGUUUUCUUGUGACACUUGAUUCUUUUAAUAACCACACUAGGGUUUGUCAGUACAACCCCUGCAGCUUUGCUUUCUUGGCUGAGCAAGACUGGUUCAUCUUUAAUUCCUCAUCAGAUCUUUCGUCUUCUACAUUGAAUAGAACUUAUAUUCCGGUGGUGUUGGACUGGGCAAUUGGGGAUCCGACUAGUGAACACCCCACAUGUGAACAAGCACGUAAUGAUACAAAAUCUUAUGCUUGUGGUCCAAAUAGCUAUUGCUCUGAUUCAAUCAAUGGUCCCGGCUAUGGCUAUCGGUGUAAUUGCAGCGAUGGUUUUGAGGGCAAUCCUUAUCUCCUUCAAGUUGGAUGCCAAGACAUAAAUGAAUGUGAAAAUGGAUACAAUAAUUUAUGCGAUAAGAGUGGUAAAUGCAAAAAUACGAUUGGGAGUUAUAGCUGCUAUUGCCCACAAGGCUACCAUGGCGAUGGUUGGACAAAUGGGACUCGUUGUACUCAGGACAAACAAAAUUCGUUGAUCAAAAUUAUUGCAGGUGCUGGUGUAGGUACCAUACUUGUAUUCAUCUGUAUUUAUUUAUCAUACUUGGGAAUCCAAAGGAGAAGAAUGAUCAAACGUAGAGAAAAAUUCUUUCAACAAAAUGGAGGUUUGUUAUUACAGCAACAAAUUGCUUCGCGUAGGGGUGUCACCGAUAUUUCCGGGAUCUUUACCAUAGAACAGCUUAAGAAGGCAACCAACAACUUUGAUGACAGUCGGAUACUUGGCCAAGGAGGGUUCGGUACGGUUUAUAAAGGAAUCUUAUCAAAUGGUAAAGUAGUGGCAAUCAAGAAAUCCAAAAUAAUGGAUAAAGGCCAAAUUAUACAGUUUAUCAAUGAGGUUGAUAUCCUUUCUCAAAUCAACCAUAGAAAUGUGGUGAAGCUCUUGGGUUGUUGUCUAGAAACAGAGGUUCCAUUGUUGGUUUACGAGUUCAUCUCUAAUGGAACCCUCUCCCAACAUAUUCACAAUGAGCACCAGUCGUUGUCUAUUUCAUGGGGAAAUCGUUUAAGAAUUGCUGCUGAAACAGCCGGAGCACUUGGGUAUUUACAUUCUUCUCAUUCGAUACCCAUUCUUCAUAGGGAUGUCAAGUCUACCAAUAUACUUCUAGAUGAUAAUUACAUAGCUAAAGUAUCUGAUUUUGGAGCUUCAAGGCUGGCCCCUUUAAAUCAAACUCAAGCUACAACAUUAGUUCAAGGGACCUUAGGUUAUUUGGACCCAGAAUGCUUUUAUACAGGUCAGCUAAUUGAUAAGAGUGAUGUUUAUACCUUUGGUGUUGUCCUUGUUGAGCUUUUGACAAGGCAAAAGGCAAUUCUAUCCGAAGGGAUUGAGGAUUGUAAAAGCCUUGCAAUGCAUUUUGUUUCUUCAAUGAAAGAUAACAAUCUCUUUCAGAUUCUUGACUACCAAGUAGUGAAUGAGGGAGAUAGAGAACAACUGGUGGCAGUUGCUGAACUUGCAAGAAGAUGCUUGAAGGUUAAAGGAGAAGAUAGGCCAACAAAGAAAGAAGUUGCAAUGGAGCUUGAUUCACUAAUAAAGUUGUAUGAGAACCCAUGGAUACAACACAAAUACGAGGAAACUGAAAGCCUUCUUGGUGGAGCAUCAACAAGUUCUACUAUCAAUGGGACUGAUCAAGAAUCUUUCGGAUAUUCUAUCAUGCAGGCAUUAGAGAUUACUCGUUGAUUAUUCAACACUAGAAGUUGAUCUUUGCAAUUAUGACAUAGUUUUCCUUUUGUAACUAUUGUUUGUAUUCUAGACCUACAUCUUUCUAAGACAUUGUAUAACUUUAUAAGAGAUUUAUUACCUCUUAUCAUGUCUAUGGCCUAAACAAUUAGUCAUUAUGUAGUUGCUUAUUUUGGGAUGGCCCUCC